AUGUCCGCAGCCGUGGUUGCAGAACAGCACCCACCACCGUCAUCAUGGACGAAAGCGCGGCGCUUCUUCUCCGGAGGCAAGCGAUCGAGUCGCGCCGGUAGUUCAGUCAGGGGCGGCGAAGCUGAUGGGGCUGCCCAGCCUUACCACCUCGAGGACGAUGAUGCAAAGGAUCAGGGAGGUCGCUCAAGUCCUGCGCCCGCCACUACGGCCGGCGGUGGUAAGGGCAAAGAGCCUGCAGCCGCCGCAGCUGUGACGGACGCAGCGACUCAGCCGGCAGAGCAGGACAAGCAAGACGCUGCGCUUGCUUCUCAGCCAGAACGGGGCGACGCAACUCCAGCCGCUGAGGGAUCAACUGCGCAGAAAUCUCGUCGCAAUUCGCAAGCAUCCGCUGUGAGCGCUCCUGCUGGUGAAGGCGAGAGGGAUCAGCCUGCUAUAGAGCAAGAAGAAGACGAUGGGACUGGGGACGCACCGGCAGUAAUUGAGUUCCUCCACAAAGGAGCGCCCUACUUUUGGUUGAGCAAUCACUUCCUGAUUCCCAUUUACUACGAUGGAAUCAGGUACUCCUCAGCAGAGCAUCUCUUCCAAUCGCUCAAAUUCCCGCAUCGUCCGGACCUGGCAAAAGCCGUUCGCCGAGCAGAGACGCCUUCCGAGGCUGUGAGGGUGGCACGCAAGCAUGCGCCUGAUGUGCGAAAGGGCUGGAGGGCGGAGGGGCUCAAUGUCAUCGCAAUGAGAGAAGUCUUACUGCUCAAAUUCACGCAGCAUGGCGCCUUGCGCUCAAGGCUGCUACAGACGGGGGACGCCGACCUCAUCAAUGCUUCGCCUACCGACGUCUUCUGGGGCGCUGGUCGAGGCAUUGGAGCCUCCAAACCUGGCGUUGGGCGCAAUGAGCUGGGCAAGGCGCUCAAGGCUACUCGCAACCUGCUGGCCGAGUCUGCUGGCCUUGGCUGGGGCUCGGGCGCAAAGACUGUAUGA
This is a messenger RNA of Jaminaea rosea, 972 nucleotides long. Its product is annotated as DUF1768-domain-containing protein. The transcript has 4 exons. The coding region runs from base 1 to 972 and encodes 323 amino acids. NCBI's taxonomy places the organism in Eukaryota, Fungi, Basidiomycota, Exobasidiomycetes, Microstromatales. The record is from RefSeq and is a predicted model, not a curated record.